UGUUUAAAAAUAAAUGAAGAACUAUACCAGAUUGAAAAGGAAUUUGGAAAUGCAAGAUUCCAUGAUAAUUUGGAAAAUGCUCAUAAUUCAUUGGAUCAGAUAUAUCAAAUCGAAGAUUUUUUACUAAAAAAUAAUCUUUUUCAGAAGAUUACCUCAGCAAAGAAUCAAAAGCUAUUCCAAACGAUAGAAAACAAUCAUGAAAACAUGCCUGUUUUUAAGGGACCCAAUUUAAGAGGAAAACUAGGAGAUCAAUGUGCAAGAAAAUAGAAAAUUGGUGAAUACUUUUCACGCCAUAGAAAAUGAAGAACCAAAUGGACAAACUCAGAUGAACAGUCACCUCAAAGAUGGAGAGUAUUCUUUUGGAAAAGUAGUUUGAGAAAAAUCUUGUCCAUGAGCUUUCUGGUGGUUAAUUUCAGUAGGAGUUGCCAUCCUGAUUCCUUCAUUGAUAGUAGCCUUACUUAAUAAAAGGCACAAUGUAUUUAAGAUUUACUACGGACAAGAAUUGAAAUAAAGCAAAUGGUCUCAUCUAUCUCAAUGAAGCAAUUGACGACAUCUUAUUAUUUGCUAACGAUAAUGAUCCUCAAGGAUUACAAUUUGAUGAUAAACUUGAUCAGUGAAACUCUUUUUUCGAGAAUUAUAAGGAAAAACUAAGCAAUUCAUAUGGACAUCAUGCUGAUCAGCUAGAAAAAUUAUUUGUAGCAUUUUGAAGCAAAUUUAAGAAUCAAUACAAAAACGAAAUUUUGAAUAUAAGUCAAGCUAAUGCAGAAGAGAUCAACUCUUUAGAAGCAGAAAUUAAAGUUCUAAAAGAAGAUAACAGAGUCAAAAAUGCUAAAAUUAACCAAAUGCAAAUAGAAAGAGACAAUGCUGCCAAAGAGUAUCAAUUUUUACGCAUGAAGUUUACUAAUGAGAUUAUGAAAUACUCAAUCGAAGAACUAAAUAGUCUCUCAUCAGAAAUCCUCAAUAAGGAUAUUUAUAAUGAAAAUGAUCCUCAAAUUGAGCUGAAGCUCAAAGAUCCAAGAUAUUUAGAGUUCCUUAGAGCAAUUGAUAAGAGAAUACCUGAUGCCACAAGAUUGUAUAUUGAUUAUAUUCCGAACAAUCAUGAAGAUGUUAAAUAUUACUUGGAGUAUUACUUCCCAGAGAAAGUUGAAGGAAUAUCUUUUAACUAUGGAUCAAAUGAAACUCUUCUACUUGACAAUUAUGUCAAAGAAUUAGUGUCAAUCGCUCCAAAGGUGCAAAAGCAUAUGGAACUCCAUAAUUUUGAAAUGAGCCAAGAUGAUCUGAUAGCACUACUUCCGAGUAUAAAGCAUCUGACCUGGCUUUCUCUGAAAAAUGGUAAAUUAAGCCUUCCUUCAGUUCCUGACUUCGGAUAUAUUCUUAAUGAAAGCAAGUUAACAGGACUCUCUUUAACUUACCUCAACAAGAAUUUCUUUGCCAAUCAAGGAAGAGAUUCUUCAGAGUUUGAAAACUUAAUCAAAGGCCUCUCUAAGUCUGAAGACUUUAAGUCAAAUCUAGAAACUAUUUUGGUACAUCAAUGUGGAAGAUCAAAGAAAGAAAUUCAAGAUAUUUUAUCCAGACAUGGAUUUGAGAAGGUUUAUGUUGCUGAAAUAUAAAAAAGUUUGAUUCCGCUGUUGAGAAUUAACAAUUGAGGUUAUUCUAAU
Molecule: messenger RNA, 1658 nt
Organism: Moneuplotes crassus
Lineage: Eukaryota; Ciliophora; Spirotrichea; Euplotida; Euplotidae
Source: the annotation of a GenBank genome assembly